CGGACUUCCGCGACCGCGAGGUCCGACGUUCGUCGCCAUGGCUCUGCUUCAGCUGGCGAUCACCGUGACCAUCACGAUCUUCACGCCGCUGCUGCUGCUGCUGGCCACGUGGAAGCUGUGGGAGAGGUUCUGCCUGCGGGACCGGGACCCCUCGUGUCCCGCUGCCGCUGCCGCCGGGAUCCAUGGGUCUGCCUCUGAUCGGGGAGACCCUGCACUACGUCCUGGGGAGGGGCAGCUUCAUGGAGAUGAAGCGCCAGCGCUACGGCCCCGUCUACCGCACGCACCUCUUCGGCAUGCCCACCGUGCGCGUCACCGGCUCUGAGAACGUGCGGCGCCUGCUGCUGGGCGAGCACCGGCUCGUGGCGGCGCAGUGGCCCACGUCGGUGCGCUCCAUCCUGGGCGCCGGCUGCCUCUCCAGCUCCUUCGACGGCGCCCACAGGAUGCGCAAGAAGGUCAUCCUGAAGGCCUUCUCGAGAGAGGCCCUGCAGAACUACGUGCCCACGAUCGUGGAGGAGGUGUCGGCGAUGCUCGGGGACUGGUGCUCGCGCUCGCGCCCCGUGCUUGUCUACCCCGAGGUCAAGGUGCUCAUGUUCCGCAUCGCCAUGCGGCUGCUGCUCGGCAUCGACGUGAACGGCAUGGCGCGCGGCGAGAUCCACGCCCUCGUCGGGGUCUUCGAGGAGAUGAUCCGAAACCUCUUCUCCCUGCCCAUCGAAGUGCCCUUCGGCGGCCUCUACCGGGGGCUGAAAGCGCGAAACGUCAUCCACAGCAAAAUCGAGGAGAGCAUCAAGAAGAAAUUGAGCAGUCCCCCGACGGACGGGUGCAAGGACGCGCUGCAGAUGCUCAUUGAACAUUCGCGGGAAAACGGCAACUGCCUGAGCUUGCAGGACCUGAAGGAGUCGGCCACGGAGCUCCUGUUCGGGGGACACGAGACGACGGCCAGCGCGGCCACGUCGCUCGUCAUGCACCUCGCGAUCCACCCGCACGUCCGCUCCCGCCUGAGGAGCGAGCUCAAGCAGCAGGGCUUCACCGCGGAGCGCACCAUCAGCUCCCUGGCGGAGCUGGAAGAGCUGAAGUUCGUGGCGAGCGUGGUGAAGGAGACGCUGCGCGUGAGCCCGCCCGUGGCCGGGGGCUUCCGCGUGGCGCUCAAAACCUUCGAGAUCAACGGCUACCAGAUCCCCAAGGGCUGGAACGUGAUCUACAGCAUCAAGGAGACGCACAACAUGGCCGAGAACUUCCCCAAGCGCAACGACUUCGACCCCGACCGCUGGAUGACCGGCGGCGGCGACGCCGGCGGAGACGCGGCAUCGUCGCGCUUCACCUACAUCCCGUUCGGAGGCGGCUCGCGCAGCUGCGUGGGCAAGGAGCUGGCGCGACUCAUCCUGAGGAUCGUGGUGGUGGAGCUGUGCCGGCGCUGCGAGUGGGAGCUGCCCAACGGCCCCCCCACGCUGGUGACGGCGCCGUCACUCUACCCCGUGGACAAUCUGCCCGCCAGGUUCUCGGCCUUCUCGGCCGACGACUGGAGAUGAUGAUGAUGAUAAUUAUAAUGGUUCCUUCAUUUUAUAUGGCGUUAUUCAUGCCAGCAUUUAACGAAAAAUAUUUAAACGAUUUUUAUUUUACCAGGUGAGGCCCACUGAGCUGUGCAGCUCUUUUUCAGAAGCACCCCGGCCAAAAAUGACAGCUCAAUGAAGUGGCUUAUCAUGCGGACAUUCAUUGCAGCCAAAUACUUUAAACGCAAGUUUCUAAUUGUGGAGGGAAACAAACGGAGGACCUGGAGAAAAAUCCCCACGACCACGGGCUUUAUAGGCACCGCAAACUCCAAAUAUACAACAGGCGUCGGGGUCGGGAUCGAACCCAUGCCCUCCUGCAUACCAGGCGAGGUAGUUAACAUGUCGCAUCCGUGGCGCCCCAGCUUCCCGCAACGCUGUACAUUAAUUAUAUAUAAGGACAUAAUCCAAUAUAUGCGCUUGGCUAUGCACGGUACGAAAGAAGCCCAACAGACACACAGACACACAUACACACCAAGCAAAUGAAAAACCUUCUUCCAAGAAAAAACUAAAAUGAAUGAACAAAACAAAACUAAAAGCAUAAACAAACGAACAAAUAUUCUUGGUUCUUUCGGUAAGGUUAUGUAGAUAGAAAAUAAAAAAAAAUAAAAAAAAUAUGUAAAAAUAAUACAUUUUAAAUAAAAAAAGUAAAAAACUAUUAUUUUUGAUUUAUUAUUUUUGAUUUUAAUUUAUUAUUUUCUAUCUACGUGACUUUUCCGAAAGAACCAAGAAUAUGAAUUCCUGCAGUCACGAAAGUUUUAAGUUAAAACAAAAACAAGUUACCACAACAAAGGUCUACGACUUAGAACAUCCCAGACCACAAUCUCAACUUCCCCAACCAUGGCAAGAAAUAUUCACAGUGGAGAGAGGCGGUGGAGAUCAUGACGAUGCCUUCGAGUUUUGUUGUUUUGUUGAUUGAAUUCGGCACAGGCGGGGUAAGGGAAGUGAUUGUUGAAGGAACGGUGGGUGAGCAAGGGGGUGGAAUGUUUGGGUUGACUCGGUUUGAGCGUCAAAUAUGAAUCGGAAAAAGAUGCAUUUAUACUGGGGGAAUCCGAUGAGUUGUCAAGCUCUUUUUCACAGAUGUGGAUUGACAAAAGGUCAAAGGUGGCCAAUUGUGGCAUGAAAAAUGGCCAAAGUUAUCGUGGUCGAGAUGCUAAAUAUUGACACAAACUGCAUUCUUGCCAAUACGUGACAGAGGCCCCACGAUACAGGCCAGUCCGGCCCUUUGACCAGAACAUCUGGAAUGAGCCCAAUCGCAAAUCUCAGCGGUCAAGCAGGUUUGAGCCUCGAUGGUGUAUUUAUGAGUGGCCACCGUGUGUUGUGGGUUGGUAUAGUCUGUCGGGCUAAGCAGUGGGCAGCAGGGAGCAGUGCAGCGAAUCGAUAGUUGUACCCUACUUCUAUGCACCCCACCUUGACUUCGCAUCAUACGCUCAAGUAGAAUAGAUUGUGUGAAUGACGCCUGCUUGCGUUGAUUAGCGAUGGAAUUUUUUAGAAACGCGUUGUCUACGAUGCCAGAAUAUUCUCAUUUGUUGCGUCUGGCUUCAAUUGUAGCUUGCCUACAUAGUGACGACUAAUGUAUCUUCAUUAAACAUUUUUAUAAACACAUGUUUUUUUUAUAACUGUAAAUUACAUUUCCGUGAUCCUGAGAUGUACAAAAUGUACCAUAAUUUUGUUAAAUAUAUAUCAUUUUGUUUGCAUGUGAAUCUACCCAUCGUAGCUUAGGCUCUUUAGUAUUUUAACUUUAUAUGGUCAUCUUUUGUUGAUAUGAAAUGCCUUAAUUAUUGUUGACAAUCUCCUAUAUUGGACAGCACUAAAAUUUGUAAUGUUUUGUACUGAAUGCA
Lethenteron reissneri (Far Eastern brook lamprey) is the source of this 3385-nucleotide messenger RNA. RefSeq names its product cytochrome P450 26A1. Gene Ontology annotation, molecular function: monooxygenase activity; iron ion binding; heme binding. The record is from RefSeq and is a predicted model, not a curated record. Gene Ontology annotation, biological process: sterol metabolic process. Lineage: Eukaryota; Metazoa; Chordata; Hyperoartia; Petromyzontiformes; Petromyzontidae.